This is a messenger RNA of Durusdinium trenchii, 1155 nucleotides long. Lineage: Eukaryota; Dinophyceae; Suessiales; Symbiodiniaceae. The record is from the annotation of a GenBank genome assembly.
GAGGAUUUGAGGGGAACACCAUUCUUAAGGUAUCCAGUAGGUUCUCAAGGGACAAGAACACCGUCAAUCCAAUGAACACUUGGCAUUGGCUGACAUCGCCCAGUGGCCAAGGGGGAAUCAUCUCCAGAAGCCAGAAAGGCAGCGGCCGCCAACACCUUACCUUUUUGGACGGUCAUGAUCCGGUCGCAUUGUUUGUUGUUGGAAGGUUUGCGAAGGUCUAUAGCAUAGACCAUGUCAACUUGCAGCCAGAGAGUGAGUUUGAAGCUGCUAGAACUCUUUGGACCCUUCCCCACGCAGAAUCUCGCUCGCGAGUCGUGGCCGCGUUGCCACUGGCCAGCUUUCAUGCCUCCCUGAAAGGAUCCCUUCGGAAGGGUCUGCAAUCUUGGGCCGAAAAAAGGAUGAACUUGCUUCUUCUUUUUGGUUUCCGCUCGUUCUUUUCAAUGGCUUGGCUCUUUGUGGCAUGUAAACGGGUGUAUAUACCUUCUGGAUUCCUUUCUCCGCCCCCCGCGGGGGAUUUGGACCGGAUCCCGGAUAGAAAGAUCGUAUCCAUGGUGUGGCAAUUGUGUGGCAUCAACGGGUGACAGGCAGGAACCCCCCCAGAGGUUGGCGGUCCAUUGGAAUACUGGGUCUGUCCAGCCCCUGCUGAGGGGACUGCCACUAUAGUCAUGUUGCACUCGUUCCCCGAUGGCCCCCAUCGGCCCAUGCAAAGGUCGGCUGAAAGAGCCUCCCUUCACUGCGACUUCUUGACGCGCCAUCGACCAUAGACAUGCUUCAGGGCAACCUGCUAGGGAACGCCUUGGUGGUGUUUCCAUCGUGAGCGAGGAUGAGAUCAGCCAGGGCAUGAUGCCGCAACUGCUGGAGGAGGCUCUCUUUGCCUCCUGGCGCAGGCUCGAAUUCCUUUCCAGGGCAGGCCUGAGUGUAGUUGCGGCUGCGUAUGAGUGGUCCUGCAAGCGGAUGGGCCAAGAGCGGCGACGCCCCCCUUGCGGGCGGCGCCGCCGGCUGCAUGGAACAUGUCACCUAGGCACCUAGAGCAUCACCGUUGUGGCGCCGGCGCUGCCUGGCAGCGCCGAGACCUCUUGGACUUGGCCCAUACGGAAAAGAUUCCGUUUGCUGCUCCACCCUAGUCACCCCCAGCUCCGUACCGUUUGCCGCCGC